Cephus cinctus (wheat stem sawfly) is the source of this 1296-nucleotide messenger RNA. RefSeq names its product protein arginine N-methyltransferase 6 (gene Art8). Gene Ontology annotation, biological process: peptidyl-arginine methylation. NCBI's taxonomy places the organism in Eukaryota, Metazoa, Arthropoda, Insecta, Hymenoptera, Cephidae. The coding region runs from base 177 to 1223 and encodes 348 amino acids. Gene Ontology annotation, cellular component: nucleus. Gene Ontology annotation, molecular function: protein-arginine N-methyltransferase activity. The transcript has 4 exons. The record is from RefSeq and is a predicted model, not a curated record.
GUAGAAUACAUGGUCAGUCUUUCAAUUUGUAUUAUAUAAAGCAAUCUUGAAUAUUUGCCGGUGGAUUAUUUUAUCGUACUUGAUAUUGUCGACAUCUACGCCAAAUACGAACCUUUCCAUAUUAUUUGUGACCGGCCAUCCUCGUGCUUUGGUUCUGUUAAUAUUACUAACGAGAAAUGCAAGAAGGAGACAGUGUGGAUGAAUACUUUCGAAGUUAUGAAGAACUUAACGUACAUCAUCUCAUGCUGGAUGAUAAUCCACGGACUUUUGCUUACCGCAAGGCCAUAUUUGAAUGGCGCGAAAAAUUCAAGAAUAAAGUUGUAAUGGAUGUCGGGGCUGGGACUGGUAUAUUAUCAAUAUUUUGUGCUCAGGCAGGAGCAAAAAAAGUUUAUGCAGUAGAAGCAAGCAAAUUAGCUAUACUAGCAAAGGAAGUAGUGAUCGAAAAUAAUUUUGAAAAUGUCGUGCAAGUUAUUCACAAUAAAGUCGAAGAUCUUGAUGCAAAUGUUAUAGAGAAAGUAGAUAUUUUAGUAUCAGAAUGGAUGGGAUUUUACUUGGUGCAUGAAGGAAUGCUUAACUCAGUUAUUGUAGCAAGAGAUCGUUAUUUAAAACCAGAAGGUUUCAUGUUUCCAUCAAUAGCAAAGCUUUAUGCAGCUCCUUGUCAAUUACCAUCUUUCUUCGAUUUCUGGAACAAUGUAUAUGGAGUGAGCAUGAAGUGUGUAGGAAAAAAAUACAGGGAAACAAAGCCUUUAAAACCAGAAGUUUUAACAGUAAAGCCACAAGAUUUACUAUCAGAAGGUAAACUGAUAGCUUGGUUGGAUUUGAAGGAGGUCUCCGAUGAAGACCUAAGUCAUUUAGGUGGCAAUGAAUGGGUUUUCCCUUGUACUAAGGAUGGUAACUAUCAAGGAGCUUGCAUAUGGUUUGUAGUUGAAUUUCCAAAUGGUAGUGAAUUACCCACAAGCCCUAUGGAUGAAGAAACUCAUUGGAAACAAACGGUAAUAGUUUUACCAUCUACUAUUGAUGUUAAAAAAGGAGAAGCUAUUGCAUUCAAAAUGUUUUUGCAUCAUGAUUUAGUGAAUUCAAGGCGUUACAAUAUUGAAUUUAUCAUGUUGGAUCCUGCAGAUGCAGAACAUGACAUUCCAUGUUCUUGUAAUAUGCCAAAGUGUAUUGUUACGCGAGCCUAUAUACAAGAACAUGUUAACAAUCCUCCUAUAAGUAGAGUGUAAUUAAGUAUAACUGAUUUUUACGAUUUCAAAGUUAUUUCAAGUACUGUCAUAAAUGUAUAUUAUAAUAUAAUAA